GAUCUGUCAGUUUGUCAGAUUGUUGUCAAACAUAACCUGCAAAGCGUUUGUUGUUUUGCCGGUUUUAACCAGUUUUUUACGUGAAAACCUUUCAAAAUUGACGAAAUGAAGGAAACUACUGGCGAUGUCGACACCAGGAAUGUCGUUAAAAACCGAGAGCUGCUUUACCGCAUGAUUAUAAGUCAACUGUACUAUGAUGGCUUCCAACCCAUUGCUGCAACGUUGGCGGCGGCUGUUCACGCUGACCCGCCUUGUCCGCCCAGCGACAGGCUGCUUAACUUGAUGAUGGUGGGUCUGCAACAUGAGCCUGAUCGCAAAGACCGUCUGGCUGCCUCUAGUGGAGCUGAACAUUUGCUCGGAACUACUGGGUUUGAUCUAGAAUACGAAAUGGACGCAUCAUCGCUGGCGCCGGAGCCGGCGACGUACGAGACGGCGUACGUGACGUCACACAAGAUGGCGUGUCGCGCCGGCGCCUUCAGCGCGUGCGGGCAGCUAGUCGCCACCGGCUCCGUCGAUGCCUCUAUUAAGAUUCUAGACGUGGAGCGUAUGUUGGCUAAGUCAGCACCCGAGGAAGUGGACCCUGGCAGAGAGCAGCAAGGACAUCCUGUUAUUAGGACUUUAUACGACCACACAGACGAGAUAACAGCUUUAGACUUCCACCCGCGGGAACAGAUCCUGGUGUCUGCUUCAAGAGACUGCUGCAUCAAACUCUUCGAUAUCACCAAGGCCUCCGCCAAGAAGGCUUAUAAGAGUAUCACCGACGCCGAACAAGUCUUAUGCGUAGCCUUCCACCCGCUAGGCGACCACAUAAUAGCGUCCAGCACUCAGCCAGUCAUCCGUCUGUACGAUGUGACGACCAGCGCGUGCUUCGUGUGCCCCAUACCCUCGCACCAUCAUACCAAACAAGUCAAUUCUAUACAGUUCUCACCAAACGGCAAGUACUUCGCUAGCGGUAGCGCGGACGGGUGCGUGAAACUGUGGGACACAGUGUCGAACAGGUGUUUCAACACCUUUAUCAACGCACACGACGGGUCCGAAGUUUGUUCCGUCGCCUUCACUAGGAAUAGCAAGUAUCUAUUAACAUCGGGACUGGAUUCAUCUAUCAAGCUAUGGGAAUUGGCGAGCAGUCGGUGUCUGAUACAAUAUACGGGCGCUGGUACCACAGGCAAACAAGAGCAUCACGCCCAAGCCGUUUUCAAUCACACUGAGGACUAUGUAAUGUUCCCUGAUGAAGCUACCACGUCUCUCUGCACCUGGCAUUCUAGGAGUGCCAGUAGGUGCCAACUUAUGUCGCUAGGACAUAAUGGAGCUGUCAGAUUCAUAGUACACUCAGGCACCGCACCGGCGUUCCUAACGUGCAGUGACGACUACCGCGCGCGUUUCUGGUACAGACGCAACACGCAUUAAUCGCUCAGAACGGCGAUUUGUUGCUCGGUGAUUAACACCUAAUAGCGGUGAUUAGUAGACGAUCGAGUGUAAUUGUCAGAAUUUUUUAAGAUAAGUUAGAUAUAAGAUUUUGGGUAUAAAAUCUAGGUUAAAGAUUAUAAAACGUUUCAUAUUUAUGCAUUUAAUGAAGAAAUUAAUGUAAGCAUUCAAAACUUGAUUUGGUGUAUUUGCAUUAUUAGUAAAUUGUUUGUGCAAAAUUCAAAAAUAAGUGCUCAUUUAUAUAGAGAAAAUGCACUGAUACUGAUGUAAAUUGGUGUCAAAAUUUCGAAAUAAUGCUAUAAUAUGUUGAGGUAUUUCAAACUGAAGUUUGUGAAAUGACUGCCUGAAUUGUAUUUUUCCAUUUCCGUAUUUAAAUAAUAAACGUAUUCAAUAUAAA
Helicoverpa zea (corn earworm) is the source of this 1822-nucleotide messenger RNA. RefSeq names its product cleavage stimulation factor subunit 1 (gene CstF50). Gene Ontology annotation, cellular component: mRNA cleavage stimulating factor complex. The transcript is spliced from 11 exons. NCBI's taxonomy places the organism in Eukaryota, Metazoa, Arthropoda, Insecta, Lepidoptera, Noctuidae. Gene Ontology annotation, molecular function: RNA binding; protein binding. The record is from RefSeq and is a predicted model, not a curated record. Gene Ontology annotation, biological process: mRNA 3'-end processing. The coding region runs from base 106 to 1407 and encodes 433 amino acids.